Molecule: messenger RNA, 1400 nt
Organism: Haliotis rubra (blacklip abalone)
Lineage: Eukaryota; Metazoa; Mollusca; Gastropoda; Lepetellida; Haliotidae
Exons: 3
Coding region: 1-435 (144 amino acids)
Source: RefSeq, a predicted model, not a curated record
AUGUUGCCGGGGGAUCUGACUGGGGCUGGAGGGAGUUGCUCACUGCCAGGGAUGCUGAUGCAAGACACAUACGAUAAUGUUUGUGUACUGUGUGUGGAGGAUGACAAGCCUGGCAUUGCUGGAGAGGUUAUAGACAGAGCUCUCCAGAAGUUCCCAGGCAACCAGAUGCUGAUAGGAAGGUCGGUGUCUGUGUGGUGCAGUGUAAAACAGUUCCAGAAGGCCUUGACCUUGGUGAAACAACUGAAUCGUGAAGGUGUCCACAGUGAUGAAGUGCAAUUAAACUGUGCCCAGACAUUGCAUCAAUGCAGUGAAAAUGAGGAGUCUUAUCAAUGGCUGAAUAAGCUGCUGACUAGAACUGAUGCCUUAUCUGAUGAAAUGAAACAAGAGGUGGAUGUACUCAAGGGGAAGUUGGAUGCUGAAGCAAAGCUACAAUGAAUACCAAGAUACUUGGAUGAGGGCCACCAAAAUACUGAUACUACUGCAGCAUAUGUACUACUGACAUUUGUGACAUCUCCCACCAUUUCAAAUCAAACUUUCAUACCAGUUACCACAUCACACCUCCUUUAAUAUAUAUAUAAUGUCAGACCUCACUACUGUUUGUACAUUUAUAUUCAUAUGUAAUUCCAGCAUUAAUGCAUUGUCAAUAGAACACAUUUGUAAUGCAUUCUUAGUUCACCCUAUAAUUACCACUUCAUUGCUGUGACUCUGGACUCUUUGACUUAUCUGCACAAAGCAACCUUGCACUUGCUUCCAGACAAACAAGUGGUUGACAGAUAGAUAUUGGGAUGACACUCAACUAGGUGACGUGGUGUGCCCAUCAAAUCCUUCAUGUUGUAAGCUGUAACAGCACUGGUGUAAGCUGGCACUUAUGUUGUUUUUACCAUUUGUAAAACUGUCAGUUGUCUGUGAUCUUUAUCUUCACUGUUAGCAUUUUUAUCCUUUUACCUUUUUGUAAAUGAAACAUUUGAUUUCCUUGUUACUGUUGAAACAUACUGGUGAUAUUGGUAUUUCAUCUUACCUUGUUUUGUAUGUCUUUUUAUGAGUGACGUGGCAUGUUUUCUUUUUUCUCAGCGGGUCGACAAUAUGCUAUCAGCACUAUUGCAGGUCAUUGUGAUCCAAAUGUCACGAUGCCAAUAGUCAUAUUUUAGCAUGUUUUACAUAGUUGAUACAUGUUAGUGGACCUGGUUUUCAUGCCACUUGCAAUGCUGUCAUAUAUGCUGCUAACAUCUUUUGUAUGCAUAUUUUUAUUACCUUUGUAUCUUACUUCCCAAUAUUUAUUAUCCCCGCCUCAAAGUGUGAGGGAUAGGUUUGUGUUCCAUCUGUCCAUCCAUCCGAGAUGAUGAGAGAUUUUCUCAAAAAACAUUGUAGAUAGCGAUAUUAAAUUUGAUGUUUUCAGGACA